AUGGCUUUAUGUAAUUUAUCAACAAUCCAUGAUGAAACGUCAGGAUAUUUAACAAAUAUCCUUAAAACAUUACAAAAACAUGUUGAUAUUAAUGAUGGAAAAUUAUCAAAUUUUUUUUAUAAAUAUAAUUUAAUUAAAAACUCUUAUGGUCUCGAUCGUCGUCAUUGUCAAAAAGAUUGGAAUGAACAAUCAGGGGCUAUUCGAGCGAAAAUUCAACAAGCUAUUUUAGAUAUGCCGGAACAUGAUGAAAUCAAAAGAUUACUUGACUCUUCAUAUUUGGAUUAUUUUUGUUGUCUAAAAAUUGUUGAAAUAUUAAAGGAAACAGAAAAAGAAAGUAACAAUAUGCUUGGAAUGUAUUUAUCACAACGAAUGAAAGAUUGGCGAAUAAUUAUUUCAAACUAUAAAAAGAAUUCUGUUUAUCUUGUUUUGUUCUAUCUAAAGAAAAAAAGAAUAAAAUUUGUUUGUUAA
This is a messenger RNA of Rotaria sp. Silwood2, 468 nucleotides long. NCBI's taxonomy places the organism in Eukaryota, Metazoa, Rotifera, Eurotatoria, Philodinida, Philodinidae. The record is from the annotation of a GenBank genome assembly.